Molecule: messenger RNA, 3078 nt
Organism: Gamsiella multidivaricata
Lineage: Eukaryota; Fungi; Mortierellomycota; Mortierellomycetes; Mortierellales; Mortierellaceae
Exons: 2
Coding region: 1-3078 (1025 amino acids)
Source: RefSeq, a predicted model, not a curated record
AUGGCCGAGCGCGAUCUGAGCGACAGCAGCCGUAUCUUGGCCAACAUGAGCACCAACAGUGGAGCAUCAGGGGUGUUGGCGACAGUGGCGAAUCUUGGAGUGAGAGGACCCGAGAAGUCACAACAUCCUGCCAUGACGUCAGAAGAUAUCCAAGGGUCCCUUCCACAGACGCAAUCUCAAGCCCAGGCUCUUACACAACAGCAGCAGCAACCAUUGCAUCACCAUUCUCACCACUCGUUGUCCAUCCAAGGUCAAGGAUCACAGCAACAGGCGUUGUCUACUACAGGAGUCGUCAGCGGAGGAAACAACGCACCUGUGAUCGGAUCCGUUUCAGAAGGAACAGCUGUUAAUGGUACAACGGGUGUCCAGGUUGCUGGAGGGACCUUUGGCCUGGCCAUCUCUCAUUUACCGGGCGUUCCAACACCUACAAGUCAAUUACUGCAGCAACAGCAACAGCAUCAUCAACAGCAGCAGCAGCAGCAGCAGCAGCAGCAGGCACAGCAACAAGCGCAUCAGGCCCAACAAGUCCAGCAAGUCCAACAACAGCAGCAAUUUUUAUUAAUGCAGCAACAAGCACAGCAGCAGGUUCAGCAGCAUCAACAACAACAGCAGGAGGAACAACACCGUCAGCUGAAAGAGCUACAGGAUCAAGAACAGCGACGUCUCCAGCAACAGGAUCCACAGCAGGCACAGCCCUCCGCGGAAUCAAGGUUGGACUCGGUAAAAGAGGAGAUUAUAGUGCCGAAUCAGGAACAGGAGUUCGAGACACUGGAGGCAGCGCAGAUAGCUGCAGAACGCUAUGCCCGAAGUGUUAAUACUGUUGUUAUUGUGAAGCGGACGACAAAGGAUAAGCUCGGGAAUGUGGUUCAGAAAGAUUUGGCGUGCGAAAGACAAGGCGCCUACCUGGGAUCAACCAAGAGGGCACCAGAUGUAGGGAUUCGAACGAAGCGCUGCGGCUGUCCGUGGAUGAUCUCGGUUGGAUUUUCAAAGAAGCGUGGAAAUCGGGAUGGGAAACGCGGGCGUUUCACAAAAGUGAACCUGGAGCACAACCACCCACUUCAGCCACUCAUCGACAUCGACCCUUUGGGGACAAAAUCAAUGAAACCGGAAUCUAAAGUGGCCGCAUCAAAGUUCAAGACAUCCAGUGCAUCAACCCCACGUUCUCAAUCAUCUCGCCCUCGAGCCAACGUGUCAAUUUCCACUGUUGCUGGAAUAACCAAGAUAUCGACAGGAGCAGACAUAACCAACAAGACGACUGAAGGGAAAAGUGCUCCGAGCAAGGAUUCUACCGCAAAAGUUGUUGCUAAUAACAAUGGCACCCUUACAGACUAUGGGAUGUCUGGAUUUCUUCCACAAGGCUCCGCCGUUGCAUCUGGACGUGUUUCAACUAUGCCUUCGGUAUCGCUGUCAGGACUUCAGCCCUCUCGCAAUGCCCUGGUGCCUCUUCCGAGCGAUGUGAUUCCUGGACUUGCAACAGAGGGACCAGAUGCCCAUCGACCUCUUCAAAGCUUACCGCAAAGGGAGAUUACCUGGGAUGACAUUAAAGCCCAGAUGAACCAUGUACCGUGGGAACUUCAACAGAACGUUAUGAAGGCGUUUAUGGAUGUGAUACAUGUCACUUUGCAGUCUUAUCAGAUACCGAUCAUUGGAGCCGACCGGAAUGCAGCAGGAUCGAGCGGGCCCGAUGCAGCUACUGCAGCUGCCAUCGCCGAUGUUGUAGGAAGCUUGCCCUCCAACUACAACCCCAACCCAGCUUCAUCUCAGCCGCAGCCACUUCCUUCUCAGCAGACGCAGCCUCAACAACAGCAACAGCAAUCACAAUCACAAUCGCAAAAAACACAGCAGCCCUCAUUUACCCGCCAUCGUAAUUUACCAGGCGCCGCCACUGGGUCAUCAGCAAUGGAGGGGAUUUCUCAUGGGCUCACAACUGCAGUCUCGUCCUCGACUUCCAGUUUAUUGCAGUUACAUCGAAAUGGCCAUAGUCGGCAAGGCUCUAAUGCAAAUUCAAUCCAAGUGCCAAGCACAGAGGGACCAACCAAGAUGAUACCCAAUCAGUCUUCCACAGCCCAAGUAUCGACGGCAAUCCCAACUGUUGCACCUACCCUUCCGCUCUCCGCUGCUCAUUCGCAUUCAAUCGCGGUUUCUGCCAGCGUGACAGCGCCAUCUACCCCAACAUCUUCGCAUCCUAUGUCCGCUACGGCAUCACCACUUUUGACACCCCAGCCGACUCUACGAAAUGCCGGCAUAGCCCAUCUAUCCAUGUCAGGGGAUGCGGCCAUUCAUCACCAUCAGAACAGCUAUCUUCAUCACAGUAGGCAGUCAAGUCAUGCUGGAUCUAGCCACAGCCGUUCACUCAGCGCGUCUUCCGUGAAUAUGACCGCUGUUGCAGGAGGAGGCGCAAAUAUACAGGGCUUGGACACGAGUGGAACGCAGUUGGCAGUUGGUCAUAGCCAUAACAAAGGAAGCAGUAGUAAUGGCAGUCUAGAGUCGUCCUCGUUGCCAACGCAAGCACUUGUCGAAGCAGCCCGAGUACGUGCACAAGUACAGGCUCAGGCACAAGCACAGGCACAAGCGCAGGCACAAGCGCAUGCUCAAGCUCAAGCUCAGGCUCAGGCUCAGAUUCAGGCCCAAGUGGAUGCGAAUGCUGAAGCAGCGGUGACCGCAGCCAUGAACUUGAACGCGCUUUCAGGGCCUAAUACAGUGACCGGCACACCCAUGACAGGAGCAAACGCCUCGCCUGUAUUCUCUGGUACGGUCGCGGUAUCCCAUGCAGCAUCUUCGUCAAUACCCCUGAACAUAUUGGAUGACGCCGUGAGAAUGCAUACCUUGGAGAUGAACCCAGCAUUCACGCAGCUCCAGCAGUUCCACGAGCAACAACAACAGCAACAGCAACAGCAACAGCAUCAGCAAAGACUUCACCUGUUGCAGCAGCAGCAGCAACAACAACAGCACCAACACCAACACCAACACCAGCAGCAGCAACAGGUGCAGGUGCAGGUGCAUGCCCGAGCGACAGAAGACGAUAAGGACGGUCAUGAUCUGAAUGGAGAACCAUCCCGGAAACGCGUCAAGGCAUAG